AUGUCGUUCCGACGAGCCCUGGCCCCGCGCUCCAUUCACAUACGCAUUAUUCCCCGCCCAGCCAACCUCUCAGAGAGUCGGGAAAUCUACCGCGUGCUGCAGAAGUUUGGCGAACUCGAUACCUUCAAGUACCUGCGGUACGAAUACCAAAACCCCGCAGACAAUGUCGCUCUUGCCAUAUACCGCGACGAAAUGUCCGCCCAGCGCGCCCUUGACGCCUCGCCCCUCCGCUUCGCCCUGGAAAAAGUCGUUUCUCCAGCCACUACCCAUCCAACACAAUCCUCUUCGUCGCAAGAAGAAGAAGAGGAGGGCGGUGACCUAGACAACUACUCAAUUGAGCAAACACAACACACCAAAGGCAUCGACGAGAUCCUGCGCCCCUCGCAGCUCGCGAACCGCUCUUGGCAAUCCACACCCACGACCAAGCCACCUCCCAAACCAACUCCCAUGCCCUUCGAGUCCCAAGCGCCCUCUGCGAAACAAAUCAAGCAGUCCAAGUGGUUCCAAGUAACCAUAGAUCGUUCACGAACUGUGCAUCAAGAUUACAUCGAGCGUCAGCCCUUCUGGAAGCAGUUCAGCCCAAUGAGGACUAUUGCUCAAGAAGACCUGGCAAAGAUAGUACCACACCUAGGGCUGAGCGAUAUCAGCAAGCGUCCACCCAAUGCCCAUAGAACGCCCUUCCGGGUGCUCAAGAUUAUGAAUGACUAUGUAGAGACCAAAAUGCCGACACUGCGAGGAAUAUUCGAGGGCAGCGAAGCAGAUCGCGCAUUCGAACAAAGAAAACAAUCCAGCAAAUGA
Bipolaris victoriae FI3 is the source of this 798-nucleotide messenger RNA. RefSeq lists its product as hypothetical. The transcript has 2 exons. NCBI's taxonomy places the organism in Eukaryota, Fungi, Ascomycota, Dothideomycetes, Pleosporales, Pleosporaceae. The record is from RefSeq and is a predicted model, not a curated record. The coding region runs from base 1 to 798 and encodes 265 amino acids.